Molecule: messenger RNA, 4395 nt
Organism: Nanorana parkeri
Lineage: Eukaryota; Metazoa; Chordata; Amphibia; Anura; Dicroglossidae
Gene: THBS2
Product: thrombospondin 2
Exons: 22
Coding region: 291-3839 (1182 amino acids)
Biological process (GO): cell adhesion; negative regulation of angiogenesis
Cellular component (GO): extracellular region
Molecular function (GO): protein binding; calcium ion binding
Source: RefSeq, a predicted model, not a curated record
UCUUAUGUCAUUCCACACAGGAGUGAGCUUUUUUUUUUUUUUUUUUUUUUAACUUCUUGAAAAUGCUUCCUUAUGGGGCUGAGUCUGAUUGACAGCAUGCAGUGGAAAGCUGACUAUAUAAGUGAGUGAACUGUUCUCUAUUAUCCAUUCUAGACAAGGCUCCCCAUACGUGCAGUUGGCUGCCUCUACAAGGAAGGAACAAUACUUUUGCUUUUUAAGUCAUUUGAAGGUCUUUUUUGUUUGAUUUCUGCCUUCGUUCUGAUUUUUGGAUUGGGAAAAGAUCAGGUUUUAUGAAGCUUGUAACAAAAAGAGGGGUUAUGUUACGGAAAACUUUGGAGCGGCUUCUUAUCUUUCUUUGUUUUUGGGCUUCCCUGAAUGCUCAAGAUCAAGAUAGUGAAGAUGAGACUACAUUUGAUUUAUUUGAAAUUAGUAAUAUAAAUAAGAAGACCAUUGGCGUCAAAAUGUUUCGUGGACAUGAUCCAAGUUCUCCAUCAUAUCGAUUCCUCCGCUUUGAUCACAUACCCCCAGUUAAAACUGAAAAGAUGAGGGAAAUUAUCCAUCUGAUGCAGCUAAAUGAAGGUUUUAUUCUGAGUGCCACUAUAAAACAAGACAAACAUAACCGAGGGACGCUUCUUUCUAUAGAGGGCCCUGGCAUUUCCAACAGACUGUUUGAGCUUCAGUCAAAUGGACGAGCCAAUACUCUGGACCUAAUUUAUUGGAUAGAAGGGACUCAGAAUGUGAUAUCCUUGGAGGAUGUUGACCUGGCAGACUCUCAGUGGAAGAAUAUUACUGUUCAGCUGACGGGUGAAAACUUCAACCUCUACGUUGGAUGUGACCUUAUGGACAGUUUCCGCCUGGAGGAAACCUUCUAUGAGCAUAUGAAAGCUGAUAACAACAAGAUGUUUUUAGCCAGGGGCUCGAUACGUGAAAACCACUUUAGGGGACUGCUUCAAAAUGUUCAGUUAAUCUUUGACACUCCAGUUGAAGACAUCUUGAAGAGGAAAGGGUGUCAACUCGGCCACACAGGUGACAAUGUCAUCAAUGAAAAAACAGAAAUGAUCCACCUCUCCCCCCUCACUGAAUAUGUUGGAAAGAAAGAAGAUAGACAGAUAGACUUCUGUGACAGAUCCUGUGAUGAGUUAGGCACUAUGUUCACCGAACUCUCUGGGCUGCGUGUUGUUGUCAAUAACCUGCUUGAGAACCUUCAAAAAGUGUCUGAAGAAAACCAGGAGCUGUGGGAGUUGAUUGGGCCCAACAAAACCUUAAAGAACCAAUCAGUGUGCUGGCAGGAUGGACGUGUCUUUGGUGAUAAUGAAGACUGGAUUGUAGACAGUUGUACCAAAUGCACAUGUCAGAGCUCAAAAACAGUGUGUCAUCAGAUUACAUGUCCGACUGUGCAUUGUGACAGCCCAGCUUUCAUUGAGGGAGAGUGUUGUCCUGUCUGUUUCCCAUUAGAUAAUGAAGCUGGUUGGUCCCCAUGGUCUGAAUGGACAGAAUGCUCUGUAACCUGUGGCCCUGGAACCCAACAACGUGGAAGAUCAUGUGAUGCCACCAGUAGUUCUUGUGCUGGCUCCUCAAUCCAAACUAGAACAUGCAACCCUGGGAAAUGUGACCACCGCAUACGUCAAGAUGGGGCGUGGAGUCACUGGUCCCCAUGGUCAGCCUGUUCUGUGACCUGUGGAAUUGGCAACAUCACCCGUAUUCGGCUAUGUAAUUCUCCCAAGCCACAGUUAGGGGGAAAGAAUUGCACUGGAAGUGGACGAGAAACGAAAGAAUGUGAAGGGAUCCCAUGUCCAAUUAAUGGUAAAUAUGGUCCUUGGUCACCAUGGUCUAGCUGCAGUGUUACCUGUGGAGGAGGUCUGCGAGACAGGUCCCGUAUUUGCAAUAACCCUAAGCCACAAUAUGGAGGGAAGAAAUGUGCUGGAGAUACAAAAGAAAAGGAAAUGUGUAAUAAGCAAGAAUGUCCAAUUGAUGGGUGCCUAUCAAAUCCUUGCUUUCCUGGAGCUGAAUGCAGUAGCUACCCUGAUGGAUCUUGGUCUUGUGGAGCUUGUCCAGUUGGUUACAUUGGCAAUGGGACGUUUUGCGAGGAUCUAGAUGAGUGUACACUGGUUACAGAUGCUUGCUUCCGCCUGGGUGGUGUCCAUCGAUGUGUGAACACAGAUCCUGGUUAUCAGUGCCUUCCCUGCCCACCUCGCUACAAAGGCAACCAACCAUUUGGUGUUGGAUUAGAAGUUGCACAGAAAGACAAGCAAGAAUGUGAACCAGUUAAUCCGUGCAAAGACAAGUCUCACAACUGUCACAAGUUUGCAGAAUGUAUUUAUAUUGGCCACUUCAGCGAACCAUCUUUCAAAUGUGAAUGUCGCACAGGCUAUGCAGGUGAUGGCAUCAUUUGUGGAGAAGACUCUGAUUUGGAUGGCUGGCCCAACAACAACCUCAUCUGUGCUGCCAAUGCUACUUACCACUGCACCAAGGAUAACUGUCCACUCCUUCCUAACUCUGGACAAGAAGACUUUGAUAAGGAUGGUAUGGGUGACGCAUGUGAUAGAGAUGAUGACAAUGAUGGUGUAGAUGAUGAAAAGGAUAAUUGCCCUCUGCUUUUUAACCCACGUCAAUUUGACUAUGACAAAGAUGAAGUAGGAGAUCGCUGUGACAACUGCCCCUAUGUGCACAAUCCUGCCCAGAUUGAUACUGACAAUAAUGGAGAAGGAGAUGCCUGCGCUGUGGACAUCGAUGGCGAUGAUAUCUUAAACGAAUUGGAUAACUGUCCAUAUGUGUACAACACAGACCAGGCCGACACUGAUAAAGAUGGAGUGGGUGAUCAGUGUGACAACUGUCCUCUAAUGCACAAUCCUGACCAGAACGAUGUGGAUAAUGAUCUUGUAGGAGAUCAGUGUGAUAACAAUGAAGACAUUGAUGAAGAUGGCUAUCAAAACAAUUUGGACAAUUGCCCCUACAUUCCUAAUGCAAACCAAGCCGACCAUGACAAAGACGGCAGAGGAGAUGUUUGUGAUUCAGAUGAUGACAAUGAUGGUGUCCCUGAUGAUAGAGACAACUGUCGACUUGUGUUUAAUCCAGACCAGAAAGACUCAAAUGGUGAUGGCCGAGGGGAUGCUUGCAAAGACGAUUUUGAUAAUGACAGCAUUCCCGAUAUAUUAGAUGUCUGCCCAGAAAACAGUGGCAUUAGUGAGACCGACUUUAGAAAAUUCCAGAUGGUUCCUUUAGAUCCAAAAGGAACUGCACAGAUUGAUCCCAACUGGGUGAUUCGCCAUCAAGGAAAAGAGCUGGUUCAGACUGCCAAUUCAGAUCCUGGUAUAGCUGUGGGCUUUGACGAGUUCAGUGCAGUCGACUUCAGUGGAACAUUUUAUGUAAACACAGACCGUGAUGAUGAUUAUGCUGGCUUUGUGUUUGGUUAUCAGUCAAGCAGUAGAUUUUAUGUGCUGAUGUGGAAGCAAGUCACUCAAACAUAUUGGGAAGAUAAGCCAUCUAGGGCCUAUGGGUACUCUGGUGUCUCUCUGAAAGUUGUCAACUCAACGACAGGGACUGGAGAACACUUAAGGAAUGCAUUGUGGCACACUGGAAAUACACCUGGAGAGGUAAGAACACUGUGGCAUGACCCCAAGAAUGUUGGCUGGAAAGAUUACACUGCUUACAGGUGGCACCUGACUCACAGACCAAAGACUGGCUACAUUAGAGUUGUUGUGUAUGAAGGAAAACAGAUUAUGGCAGACUCUGGACCAUUGUAUGACAAGACAUACGCAGGGGGACGGCUGGGGCUCUUUGUGUUCUCCCAAGAGAUGGUGUUCUUCUCUGAUCUCAAAUACGAAUGUAAAGAUGUUUAAGAACUUGUUAACAUAUUGUGUACUUUACUGUACAUCCUGCGUGACCAAGACACCUCAAUACACCUGGUACUCCUAAAAGUCUAUAAAACUGUCUACACAGCAGCACCUCAUAAAUCCUGUAAGAUCUAUGUAGAAGAUGAAUCGAGUGUAGACAUCCAGCACAUCAAUGGAGAAGAACAAAAACCUCACCCUGGACUUUGGUCGGGUUGAUAAAUCAGCAAAUGUGGGUUAUUUUUGUGACACAUUUUUUGAUGAUGCAGUAAACAACAUUUUUAUAAUAAAAGAUCAUUUAUGUCUUUCUUAUAUUGAUCAACUAAUCAACUCACAGUUUUUGAUAUAGUGCAUAUAUUAUAUCAUUUAGACAUUUUAUCCAUCAGUUUUAAAUAAUGUACUUUUAUAUUUCUCCUGGACUUUCUUAUUCACCAGUGGCCAUUGUUAUGUAUGUCUGAUUGACCAUUUUUAUUUUUUACUACAAAGCAAACAUUUAAUCCAAUGUCAUAAGGUAUUUAAGAGCGAGAAGCAUUGGCAUAAUAUAGCAGGGAAUUGUACAGCACAG